AUGCUGACAUCAAUUCAGCUGACGGUCCUCUUUCUGUUCGUGAACACAGGCUCCGCUGGGGCAGAGAAGGUCUUUCACAGCAGAGACCACGCUGAUGUGGACAUGACCCUGCACCACCACGCCGACCUGGUGGUGGACAAGGACACUGCAUGGCAAUUUCUCUCAAAGUAUGGUUUCUUAAAGUCAGACAAAUGGGACGAGCAGAAUCUGCCCGAAGAAGCAGAAUUUCUGAGUGACGAGAGCCCUGAUGUCAAGGACACCGUGCCUUUGAUUCACGAAGGGACCUCCUCAUCUCGGAGAGGCAGCGAGAGCGAUAAUCCCACCGAAAGCUCAAACUUUAUCUCGGCGCUCAAGGAGUUUCAGAUGAUGUCUGGCCUGCCUGUCACAGGUGUGUUUGAUGAUGCCACUAAGGCUGCCAUGAACAAGCCCAGAUGUGGGGUCUCGGACCGGGGGUCUCCCACCGGCCCCACCUCGACACAGAAUCCCACCCUUUGGGCUCCAAGUCCCAUCACAGCCCGUACCAGCACUGAGAGCACAGCUGACAGCGCAGCUCGUGAUACCGCCAACGACACCGCAAGCCGCAUCCAUGACCAAGAGUCCCCAAAUGCGAAUCGUUCCCGUAAAAAGCGCCACCUUGCGAUGCUGUUGUCCAAGAGCAGGCCGAGAAGGUCAACGGGCGACGAACUGGGGCUGAUGGCUUUCUCCAAGAAGGUGCUCACAUGGAGGCUUAUUGGCGAGGGCUACAGCAGCCAGCUGUCCAUCGAUGACCAGAAGUACAUCUUUAAGCUCGCUUUCAGGAUGUGGAGUGAGGUGUCCCCGCUGGAGUUUGCCGAGGACACACACUCGCCUCUGGAGGAAAUCGACAUCAAGCUGGGUUUCGGAACAGGUCGGCACCUGGGCUGCGCUCAGACUUUCGACGGUGCCGGGCAAGAAUUUGCACACGCGUGGUUCCUUGGAGAUAUACACUUUGAUGACGAUGAACACUUCACCGGCCUCAAUGCUGGCACCGGGAUCAGCCUGCUUAAGGUGGCCGUGCACGAGAUCGGCCAUGUCCUUGGCCUGCCGCACAUCUACAGGCCCGGCUCGAUCAUGCAGCCCAGCUACUUGCCGCAAGACUCCAGCUUUGAGCUCGACUGGCUCGACAGAAAGGCCAUACAGCAGCUGUACGGUGGGUGCAAAGGCCGCUUCAGCACGGUGUUUGACUGGAUCAGGAGGGAACGGACCGCCUAUGGCGAGAUCGUCAUCCGAUUCAACACCUACUUCAUGCGGGACGGCUGGUAUUGGCUCUAUGAGAACCGGAGCAACCGGACACGGUACGGAGACCCCGUGGCAGUGCGGGUGGGCUGGCAUGGAAUCCCAGCCUCCGGGGUGGACGCCUAUGUCCAUGUGUGGACUUGGACACUUGAUGCCGUGUAUUUCUUCAAAGGCACUCGGUACUGGAGGUAUGACAGCGAAAACGACCAGGCGUACGCGGAGGAUUCCGAGGGACGUAAAUAUCCGAGGCUAAUCUCUGAGGGCUUCCCCGGCGUCCCGAGUCCCAUUGACACCGCCUUCUUUGACAGGAGGAACUCUCAUAUCUACUUCUUCAAGGGCAUGAAUGUGUACAGUUUCGAUGUGGUGACCAACGCUGUGGCGAGUGGCUUCCCACAGAGAAUCUCAGAAGUGUUUCCUGCGGUGAAACGUGGCGACCAUCCCGGCGGAUACCUGGACGCAUCCUACUUCUCCUACACCCACAACGCGGUCUUCCUGCUGAAAGGCGUCCACUUCUGGAGGCUGGUGAGCAGCCGAGACCGCUGGCUCCAUCCCUCCCUGCCCCGCAACGGUGUGCUGCCUGGCCAGCAGGUGGACCAGCAAUGGUUUGACAUCUGCAACGUGCACGAUUCUGCUCUCAAGAUGUCAGCAUAGGAGGAGGACAGAGAGUUUGAAGACCAACCCUUGCUGCGGUCAUCUGUUAAACUACAGACCAUGACUCUAGGCCAGCUCUUCAUUCU
This is a messenger RNA of Scleropages formosus (Asian bonytongue), 1991 nucleotides long. It is a transcript of the gene mmp21, whose product is annotated as matrix metallopeptidase 21. Gene Ontology annotation, molecular function: zinc ion binding; metalloendopeptidase activity. The transcript has 7 exons. The coding region runs from base 1 to 1905 and encodes 634 amino acids. NCBI's taxonomy places the organism in Eukaryota, Metazoa, Chordata, Actinopteri, Osteoglossiformes, Osteoglossidae. Gene Ontology annotation, cellular component: extracellular matrix. The record is from RefSeq and is a predicted model, not a curated record. Gene Ontology annotation, biological process: proteolysis; extracellular matrix organization; collagen catabolic process.